AGGACGCAUGCGCACAAUGCAGACGAUAAGUUUCCUCAGAAACGGGAGCCGGUCAGAUUUGGGCGCAGUUUUUACCACAUUUUUCACGGCUUUGAGACAUUUUCUUCCCCCAAAGACCACAUGCAGUAAGAACCUGACGUCUCCUUGAGGUAGAAGUCUUAUUCUUCAGAAGAAAGCUGAGAGAAACAGGAUAUGAGGCAAUGCUGAAAUCUCUGAAAUAGGAGGUGUUGACGUGAUUGCCGGGAUACGGGAUUGCCGCGAAUGGAAUGAUCCGCUGCCGCGGCGAUAGUCUGAACCAUGACAGACGUGGAAAAGGACGUCGGAGAUGCCAACAACAACAACAAACACGAGAAAAUCGUGGAGAAAGCUCUGUCCAGUGGCAGUGACAGCUCCAGCCCUACAGUCCUAUCCACGAUGUGCUACAGACUUGAACACAAUGACUUGCCAUGUGACUGUAAAGAGAACUUUGAGAUGAUGUCUCAGACACAGCUGCUGCUAUUGGCUGAGGAGGAACAGAAGAGUGAAGACGCUGCCGUGUUACAGGCAUGGACAGGGAGUGCCGUCACCAGUCCCAUCACUAAAAAUAGCCAUAAAGAAGAUAGAAUACUGCAGGUAGACCGAGACAGAGACCUGUGUAUGUCAGAAGUCUUCAAGUACCUGUACCUAGGGAGGGAUGAGGGAAAGCAUAACAAGAACAUUCCAGGCUGGGACAUGUGCAAGGCCUCCCACAAGGAGGGCAUCCACUUCUACCAGACCUAUCCCAAACCCACGGGGAAGCCGUCACGGUGCAGCAGCGCCCCCUACUCCAGAAGUAACGAGGACAAUGGCAGCAAUAAGAGGACUCCACGCAGUGCAGGGACACGAGACAGGAGAAGAGUGCAGUCUGCUAGUGUGGCUCUGUCGCUACGGUCUGGGACUCCUGUGCAACGUCGUAAUUACAAUGAGAGAAGACCUCCGUCCAGGGAGGCUUUGGUGCUGGACACAACCUCCCCCAUCCCCUACGACUUCAGGUAUUACCAGCAGUCUCAGCAGUAUGUGGAACAGUACAGAGAGGAUUAUACCUACACGAGAUUGAGACAUGCAGUUGCAGUCAGAUCUGCUAGAGGGCAGCGAGGCGGCAGCCUGGCCAGACCCCUGGCCUGGUACACCCCCAACAGGACCUACGCCUUCAACCUGGACCAAGAUGCAGUCAAACUGGGCAACAACAUCAGCAGGCCAACACCUACCAGCAACUUGGCAGAGAAGAAAAACAACAAUUUGGACUCUGAUGAAGAGACGUCAUCAUUCUACCAUCAGUACAGACUGAAUCAGAACUUUACCUCCAGACAGCUCCCCGAACUGGACACAAACACCAACAGUCACUCAAACACAGCAAGAGGAACCAGUCAUGUUUCCUUAAUACUGAGUCGUAGCCAGGAAGCUCUACCAGCCGGUUCAGACACGUACAGACUGGCCCAGUCCAGCCGGCCCAGAAGCCGCAGUAAGAGUCCCCACCCCAGGAAGAAGCGAGAGGCCCGCAGCAUGAUGAAACAGACCCUGGGCGCAGGGUACUACCCGGCUCAGAUGAAGUGUCUGCCCGACCGUACCUCCCCGUCAAUCCCCAGCCGUCGACAACAGGAGAGGAUGAACAACAACCGCCCGCAUCAACAUCAGCAGCUGUCAGAUACCAAACUCUCAGACGCUGACUCCAAGAUGAGUCCUGUCCUGAUCAGAGGAAUCCGUCCACCCACCAUGACCGCCCGCGUGUCCACUCCCGUCCAAGGCAAGGCCAACAGCUAAGAACUACAACAACCCUCCAGCAGGACUGGUGCCGUGGCUUCUCCAACCAUGUUUGUUGCUUGCCACUGAUGUGUUAGAAAAUAUACUCCAUAAUGCACAAGAAGCCAUUUUAUAUUGCAGAGACAAGCCACGGAGGCAUUUGUUGCUUUUGCUGACCUGUUCAAAAGAAGUACAGUUAAACUUGUCCAAGACGACCACCCAUAGGAGGCAAAGUGGUCUGCUUAGACAAUUGGUCAUCUUAUACAAAAAGCAUUGUGGCAAGACAGAGAACAAGAAAGAAAACUGUAG
Messenger RNA from Branchiostoma belcheri (Belcher's lancelet), 2067 nucleotides. RefSeq lists its product as uncharacterized. Lineage: Eukaryota; Metazoa; Chordata; Leptocardii; Amphioxiformes; Branchiostomatidae. The record is from RefSeq and is a predicted model, not a curated record. The transcript has 11 exons. Bases 298 to 1779 code for a protein of 493 amino acids.